GGAAAGUAUGUGUUGUGUUUGUUAUUAUUUGCGGGAAAUCUUCCCAAAGUUGGAGUACAGAAAUAUUGACCAUGCCGAAAAGGAUGCAAUCUACAGGUUUGACUACAAGAGUCUGUUCCGACAGGGACGGGUCACACGAAAAGGAAAGCAUUCGACCCGACACAUCAACAUUGAAGAAUAAAAUGUACUGGAGUAAAGUAAAAAAUUCAAUUCAAACCUCUGCGCAACCGGCAAUACAUUCUAACAGACUGCAUGUAGGGCAAAGACAUCGCUCAGAGACUGACGAUAUAUUAGAAUCUGUUAUUAAAAAAAUGAAGACUGAAUUUAAUGGACCUGGAAUAGGUCAAUAUAAAAAAAAUAUACAAUAUCAUCUUGAUUGUGUUUCACGUAGAGAUAAAGAUGUUAUCAAAGUAUAUGAUAAAAUGGAUGCCAAGGCUGCUGCUGUUGAGUGUGUCAACAAUAGCAUUAUUGCUUCACAAAAAGGUAAAGGUUUCUUUGCGUCUCGUCUCAAACCUUAUAGGAGCUUAGGGUCCCCAGAACUAGACCCCAUACAGCUAACAUUGAAAGAGUUUAGUGGCAAAAGAAGAUAUAAAUUCCAAAAUGCGAUGGACACAAAAGCAGACAGAGCUGUUCGAGAGUGGGUUGGCCCAAAAGUCGAUAAAAGUAAACUAGCAAUAACAGAAGAGAUUCCAAAAUUCACUCAAUGCAACAUAUCAGAAAAUGAUGAUGGAAAAAGGUCAUGGGACGAAUACAAAAAAGUCAAAAAGUUAAAACGAGCAGGAAUGGAUACUAUCUGUGAUCUACUAAACGAAUCAGCCCAAAGAAUAAAUGCAGUCAGGGCUGGCCAGCCUUAUGGCAAUGUGUUGAAAAAAGACAUCAAAGAGCGAGAAAAUGUAAUACCAAUUAUUAAAAGUGGAGAACAAAAAGACAUGGUCAUCAUUCCAAUAACAAAAUCAGAUGAACUGAAUGCAAGUAACCAUUUUGCCGCAAGACAACAAACUAAACUGAAGAGUGUCAGAGAGCCAAUUCUCAUGGGAUCAACAGCAGUUAAGCAAGGAAGUGGACCUGUUAAUUUGAACGUUCUAACUAAAGUCAUGAGGAUAACAGGGAAGAUGAAGCAGAAAUCUAUGCAGUUAAAACAACAGAACUUGAAGUCGAGUACUGAUGCCUUGGUAAAGUAUAAAGCCAUUUAUACAGUUAUUUGUGGCGUUCUUAACGUCAGAACAAGGGAUCUUAAGAAACGCAGUCCAUUGCGUAGUGAUGUUGUGAAACAGUAUUUGAAACAUCCAAAUGCAGAGAGAAUCGCGCGCAUCAACUUUGAUCCGUUUCCAAGAAAUCGUAGAGGGAUGGCGACUGGUGACUCAGAUAGUAGUGAAGAUCUGGAUGAUACGGAUGAAGGUACACAUAGGAUGAUAUCACGGGGCCAUUACGCAUCUCAUAUACGCCAUCAAAAGUCUGAUGAUGGAAAACCGCAAACUUGGGACGAUUUGCUAACUGUAGAAUUCAAAAACCAACCAAAGGCAAAGCAUCAUCAUACGGGCCAUAGAAAUCGCCGGCCGACUAUGAAACAUACUCAUGGUCAUUUACCAGCACUAUCAGGGCAGAUGGGACACAAUACCCCGCACCACCAUACACAACUUGCUCAAAGAAAUGUCAAGCACAGAAUAGGUGAUUCCCCUCAUAUUCCAGUCAACAAAAUGAGUCCAUAUGAAGUACUUGUACCAGACAGAGUGAUGGUGUGUGAACGAAAACCCGCCCCAUGGCAACUCAUCAAUAACAAAACAAAAAAUGAAGAUGCCGCGCACAAAAAAGAAAAUGAGAAUAUAAAACAAAAUCAUAAAAUAGGAAAAGGAGAAAGCAAAAAUAGAGGGCAGGAACAAUGUAAAAAGAUAUACAGGAAGGUAAUUGAAUCAACAAAUGAGGCAUUAACACAACAGAAAAAUGAGAUGCUGCUCCUGGCGAGACACAAAAUGGCCACGUUCGACGAAACUCCUGUCAUCAACUCCCUUUUCCAGAAUCACAGAACUCGAAUGGAAGAUGCUAAAAGUUAUUUGAAGUGGUUCACCUCUGGACUUGAAGAGGUAUCUGUGGCACAGUGGUAUGUAGAACUUAAAGGCGAAUUGGAUCAAAUAAAGAAAAACCAACUGAAGUCUGGUGUUAAACAGUGUAAGACAAUGGUAGAAUUAGAGACGAAUAUGAAAAAAUUUGCAUAUGCAGAUAACAAAAACUUACCACGUGGCAGGGAAAAGUUGUGUCUAUUGGUCUAUUCCAUUCCAGCUGAGCUACUUUUCAAGCAUGAAAUGCAGAGCGCUCUACGGUUUGUGCAAAAGAACAUACUCCAUGCAAAUGAAAAGUGUAUAAAUAAAUGGCUAACCGACAGGAGAAUUCCAUUACAAUAACAUCAAUUGAUAUAAACACACAUUUAAUGAAGUGAAUUAUUUAAAGGUUAAUUUGCCCUAAAAUUGUAAGCUCACUAACGACAAUGCUAUCAUCCAAUAAACAAAAACAAAAAAACAAAGAGGGGUCUUGGAUACCCCAUUACAGUAAUCGUAACUAAAAUCGUAAACGGUAAAUGAAACAUUUUGAAAAUAAAGUCGUAAACGUUAAUUAACUGUCGAAUUGAAUUGACAUUUAUUACUUUGUAAGAAAUCUUAUUAAGGAUGACGAAGUAUAAUCACUGAUAUUAUCAAGAGAAGAAGCGUUACCGUUUAUUUCAAAAUGGCGAAGGGUAAGUGUCGAUUUCGAUAUUUUAGUAUAGUAUAGUACAGUAUUUUUAGUAGAGUUCCUAUGUCAUCUCAUGUGUGGACGCCACGUUCCAACGAAACUGAUGUUUCCGCCCAGGAGUAAUGUGAUUGCAUUAUACAGCAACGGGCAUGUCCGUUUUCACGAUGAUG
Molecule: messenger RNA, 2894 nt
Organism: Owenia fusiformis
Lineage: Eukaryota; Metazoa; Annelida; Polychaeta; Sabellida; Oweniidae
Source: the annotation of a GenBank genome assembly